This is a messenger RNA of Thrips palmi, 702 nucleotides long. RefSeq lists its product as uncharacterized. Bases 71 to 589 code for a protein of 172 amino acids. The record is from RefSeq and is a predicted model, not a curated record. Lineage: Eukaryota; Metazoa; Arthropoda; Insecta; Thysanoptera; Thripidae. The transcript has 5 exons.
GGUGUUUGGGUGUUAGGUGGGCGUCACGGCCUAGGGAGUUGGCAAAAUACUGGUUGCGGCGAUUGCAAGCAUGGAUUCGCUUUCCUUGGAUGAAAGCUUCACAUGCUCGCAGGACCCAAACCAAACGCCGAAGAAAGCACCAUUAUGCCAGUCAACUCCUAAGUCCAAGAGGUCAUUCAUAUGCCAAUACUGUGGCAAACAAUAUGUGGUCGGACAUUACUAUAAACUGCAUGUCGAGAAGCAUUUGUCCGAUGCAGCUGCUGGUAAUGUCAGUCAGGUAGUGGCUUUAAAUGACAGUGUCAUUAGUGUCAUCGAUAAUGACACUAGUCUUCAGAAUGGAGGCUUUGCAGUCCCUCAAGCUCCUGCACCGUCAAAGCCAAAGAAAACUAUUACUGCCAAGGUAAAACGGAAACCCAAGUACAUUUGCACCUACUGUCUCAAAGGAUACUUGGAUCAGCGAUGCUUCAAACAACAUUGCAGAAAUCAUGCCAUUCAAGAUGCUGCUGCUCGUUUUCCUGAUAAGGAGAAAAUUUUAAACAAAGUGGAUGAUUUAGCAGAUGCAGCGUUAAAUGAGGCUUUCGGAAGAUAAACUGUGUCGGACACAAGAAAAUAACAGGUAAAGCGGGGCAGUGAAGUGCAAGAGGAAAGACGAAGAAUGUUUCAACUUGACAGCUAACAAAAGGAGGUUUAACGAAGAACCAG